This is a messenger RNA of Porites evermanni, 2180 nucleotides long. The record is from the annotation of a GenBank genome assembly. NCBI's taxonomy places the organism in Eukaryota, Metazoa, Cnidaria, Anthozoa, Scleractinia, Poritidae.
AUGGCAAACAGUGACAGUGAGCCGGAUUUAACAAAUGCACAAGACGAGGUAAGCCGUCAAGUUUACCAUACGGCUAAAACAAUACAAAAGUUAGUUGCCAACAUGAAACCAACAAUGCCAUGGCUACCAUCAUCAGAAGAUUUAGAGUGUGAGAUUGAGAUGGUACCUGAUCUGCUCUACAAUAUGAUGGCAUGGAUUCUAUCAACAAAGUCCGAAUAUUCUGUUGAAAGAGUUUCAGACAUCUCACCGGAGGUCCAUCGCCUCGCCCUGUCUCUUUCUCAGGAUUUGAUACAUUCUGCCACUCGUGGACGAAUAAAAACACCAAAACAUGUCGUCCUUCCGAUGAUUGUAAAGAGCCUGACGGGGAAUGUUGAACUGAUAACCAUUCUAAACAGAUUUGGACAUGGUUUAUCAUACUCCCAAAUAGAGGAAGUGGAGACAGCUCUGGCAGAGAUGCAGAUUGCAAAGCGACAGAAUGGGGUCUUUGUACCAAGUGUCUGCUACCCUAAUGUACCAGGCGUUUUCUGCUGGAAUAACAACGACCUACGAGAGGAAACCUUGUCAGGUAAACUGUAGUCCCAAUUGAAAGUAAACUGCUCAUACACUUUGUUUCAGCGUAUGAGAAAAACGUUUCCAAUCUGUAACUAGAAAAACUAUGAAAAGUAGUCUUAAAAGUAGACUUAAAUAGUUUCCGUUCUCGACCAAUUGGUUAGGUAGGUUAAAAUAUCAACCAACAGCCAGGAUUUGUAGUAUUGAUUUAAGUCCCUUUUAGUAUUGAUUAAGGCAGGUUUUUACAUCAAUAUUUCCUGUUAUUUGUUCUGCAGGUAAGGGAACGACUCAUUGCACUAAUGGCAUUGUUAUUCAACGCAAACCUCUUAGCUGUGCUCUACCACCUGAAACUUCCAAUAACCAGAAUCGCUCCAAAAAACGUUCUAUUUCCUGCAUCUCUACUGACGUACUUCCAUAUCAUUCGGGACCUCGACAGGGACCUGAUACGCUCAAAAUUGAUCUCACCACUAUUAAACAAGCCUUCCCGGAAAUUGCAGCUUAUGCACGGGUCAUCGACUUUGGCUGGAUACUCUGCAGAAUGCCGAUCAAAGACGCGCUAUUUUCAUUGGAAGACAAUCAAAGGCAGGUUAUACCAGCGUGGUCAGGCUUCAACAUCAAACUACGCGAGGACAGUGUCCCACGUGAAUGUUCAGUUGGCUAUUGCCAAGUUAUUGAAGCCAGUCCCACAGAACUUCCCACACUGUAUACAGUGUUGCAAAGAUCUUUACAAAUGGCUGACCAGCUAGGGCAACAUGAUGUAAUUGUUAUUUUCGAUCAAGCGAUCUACGCAAAAGCACUUGAAGUACUAUGGCAGAACAAGGACCAGUUUCAGCGAUUGGUUGUCCGGAUUGGCUCCUUUCACACCAUCUGUGCCUUCCUUGCUGCUAUUGGCAAGCGAUUUGGAGAUGCUGGCCUUGCAGAUGUUUUGGUUGAAAGUGGUAUCGUGGGCUCAGGAUCUGUGGCCGGGGUUGUUGAAGGUCGUCAGUACAACCGAGCUGUACGUACACAUAAGGUACACAUAGCUUGAUUAGGUCUUUUUAGAGCUGAGUGGAUAAUAUCUUGAUGAUUCCUACAGGAUCAAACUUCACUUUCAACUUUUUUAAUCGAUGCUACGUAAAUAAAAUAAACAAUUUUUUUUAAACCUUUUGUUAUUUUAGAUUGUGUUUGAAGCAAUGCACCGACUACAGUGGAUGGGUUUCAAGUCAUGACUGCACCGUAGUGGUCACCGUGGCAACCGCAUGAUCCUUGUCAGUGCCAUAGAGCACAUCCGCAAAGAGUUUAGCACAGAGAAAUUUAACAGGCUGCUGUCCCUUCCGGAUUUCCUAGAAAUUUUCAAUCUUUACAAGGAAUACUGUAAAGAAGACAAUGGUCCGCUAAAGGUGUUUUGGAAUAGCUACCUGGAGAUGGUGGAGGUGCUGAUAAAUUUCGUAAGAGCAACCAGGGAAGGGAACUGGGCCAUGCAUCUUGAAGGCAUCAAGGAGAUGCUACCAUGGUUCUUCGCCUACGACCAUACUAAUUAUGCUCGUUACCUUCCAGUGUACUUAGCCCACAUGAUGUUGCUACCAGAAACUCACCCAGAGGCACAUACCCUCCUGUUAAAUGGUGAUUUUAGAGUCCAGCGAACAACAUAA